AUGGAACUUUGGUUUCGUCGUCCAUCAGAAUGGGAAAACGAUGAACGAAUGGAUGCAUUAUUUUGUGUAUUUAAACAACGGGAUUUAAAUCCACUUCAUUAUGAUGCAAAAAUGAAAUUUUGGAUUGAAACAAUUUUAUCUUAUUGUGAAGAUCAUGGUCUAUUACAAAUUGAUGUGCCAACAAUGGUCUCAUGUUUUCGCCGAAAAGGAAAAACACCAAAAUGCUUAGAUCGUAUAUUUGAAGAACUCAACCGUCAAAAACGAUUUAUGUCUUCAGCAGAUUACAGUAAAUCACAACAAACUUCAUGGAUGUCAUGGACAUUGAAUAAAGUUGCUAGUCCUUUAAACUGGAUGUCAGCAAAAACACCAAUUGAUCAAGAUGUAUUUAUAAUCAAAGAACUUGUUGAUAAAAAAGCUCAACACGUAUUAGAAACAUUACAAGCACAAGUUAGCAUACCCACAUUCGAUUGUGUUAUAUCAUAUAAUACAUUUGUUGAUACAUGUCGUCAAUGUUCAUUACAAGAUGAAACAUCGAAUAAUUUAGUUGUAUCAAGUUUAAUUCAUGAUAAAAAAAUUUUAAUCGAUUUUAUUGAUGAUGCAAAAACUGUUAAAGUCGUUAAGUUUGCUGCACCAGGAUCAUCUGUUGUUCGUCCAAUUACUGAAAUUGAAAAUAGUGUACUAUUAUUGCGUCACUCAAAAGAACGUCUUGAAGAACAAUUGAAAAAAUCAGAAGAGCAUAUUGAAGCACUAUUAAAUGAAAUUCGUCGACAUUUGAAAAAUAGUAAUAGAAGUGCUGCGAUGAAAACAUUAAGAAAAAAGAAAUUAUUGGAAAAAGAACAUGAUAAAAAAGAAAGCACAAUUGAACAUUUAAAUUCUGUAUUAUCACAAAUUGAACAAACCGAUUGUUCAUCUCUUGUUAUUAAUGCUUAUUCGUCAGGUGUUAGUGCACAUAAAGAAUUAUUAAGAAAGAAUGGAUUAUCACCUGAUACUGUUGAAAAUAUGUUAGAUGAAGUACAUGACAUGCUCGAUACCCAAGCAGAAUUAGAUGAAGCUUUCAAUCGACCGAUAAUUGGUGAUAAUGUUGAUAUGAAUGAUUUAGAAUCUGAACUUGAAGAUUUAUUAAAUCAACCAGCACCACCGACACCCAUUGCAAAUUCUCUAGUUGUGAAAGAGAGCGAAGAAAAAGUCAUAGACGAACAAAAAUUACCAGUGACUGAUAAUAAAGAAAAAAUUUUGUCUAACAUCGAUAAAUCAAGAGAACAAGAUAAUCCAUUCGCAGAUUUGCAACUUCGUUUACAAAAACUCGAACUUGACGACCAUCAAAUAUGGCUUGUAAAAAUUCCAUUAGUAUAUUCGAUUAUCGAAAAAGAAUUUCCCACAGUGGAUUUGUUAGAACAACAUGAACAAUUCGUAUAUGUUUGCCUUAUACCAAGAUUAUAUUUAGACAAAUUCAAACAUUAUGUACUUUAUCAUCAUGGAACAUAUAAAAUAAUUGUUUCAAAUGUAGCUGAAUGGAAUUUAAAGAUAAAUAAACGCCGUCAGAAACGUUCUUUAUCAGCAUAUAACAAUCCAUUGGAUUCUAUUUAUUUGGAACGAUUUCUCGAUUAUGAAGAACAACAAAACUGGCAAAAUUUAUUGACCAAAUCAUCUCUGACUAAAAAUUAUGUUAAAUUACAUCCAAUUGGUUUUACAUAUGAGAAUCGGACAUUGACAGUUGUUCAAAUAUCGACAAAAUUAAAUCGAUUAUCAAAGAAAAAACGAGCAGGUGUUUGGAUAGAUGCUGGUAUGCACGCAAGAGAAUGGUUAUCAAUGGGUGUAGCAAACUAUAUUAUUAUACGUCUAUUAACAUUAAAAAAUGAAAAUAAAAAAGUAAAAGAUGUGUUAAAACAUUUUGAUUUCUAUAUAUUGCCAAUGGUAAAUCCGGAUGGAUAUGAAUAUUCAAGACAAACUGAUAGAUUAUGGCGAAGAAAUCGUUCUCCAACAAUUUAUUCAGAUUUUUGGAUUCCUCAUAAAAGUUGUAGUUAUGGAGUAGAUUUAAAUCGUAAUUUUCCAUUUGAAUGGGAUACAUAUGCUGGUUCGAGAAGUCCUUGUCAGGAAACUUAUCGAGGUCAAUUACCAGCCUCGGAAGCUGAAGUAAAAAAUAUUAUUCAAUUUUUGACAAAUAAAAAAGAAGAAGAUAAUGAUCAAUUUGAUCCUCAUCGUUCAAUGCGUGUCUAUUUUAAUUUACAUACCUAUGGUCGAUAUUGGUUACUACCAUGGAGCUAUACAAAACAUUUAAAACCAAAUGAUUUUAAUUCAAUGUUAAAUCGAAGUGCAGAAGCAAUUAAAACAAUGUCAACAACAAUGAAUAAUAAUUCAUCCUAUCAUGUAGGGCAAGCAUCGCAUCUUCUCUAUCCAUGUGGAGGAACAUCAAUUGAUUUUGCUUCUACAAUUAUAAAACAUUCUUUUACAAUUGAAUUGCCUCCUCAAUGGAUUUCGUUGCCACUUUGUGAACAGAAUAAUAAUCAAACUGACGAAAUGGAUUGUUCAGUUGGAUUUUUUGCUGGUGAAGAACGAAUUACGUUAGAUGGUAAUGAAAUAUUUGGUGGUGUUAUACAUUAUUUAUGGUCUUUAAUGCGUGAUUCAUAUAGACGAAUGCCGAUCUGA
Molecule: messenger RNA, 2646 nt
Organism: Didymodactylos carnosus
Lineage: Eukaryota; Metazoa; Rotifera; Eurotatoria; Philodinida; Philodinidae
Source: the annotation of a GenBank genome assembly